Messenger RNA from Colletotrichum lupini, 738 nucleotides. RefSeq lists its product as uncharacterized. The transcript is spliced from 5 exons. The record is from RefSeq and is a predicted model, not a curated record. Lineage: Eukaryota; Fungi; Ascomycota; Sordariomycetes; Glomerellales; Glomerellaceae. The coding region runs from base 1 to 738 and encodes 245 amino acids.
AUGGGAUUUUGGCCUGGAACUCUUGCCCUCGCGAGUCGCCGCAGCACCGCACCUCCCGCAUCCACCGCACCCGUGUUUUGGGAAAGGACGGAGACGACGGGGGAGGAGCAAGUGGGAUGGAGUAUGGAGUACGUAUCUAUGUACAUACUUAGACGCGGAGACGACGACGCGACGGGAUGGGGGAUGAUUCAGCAGGAAGGACUAAAGGAAAUGGAGUGGUUUACCGGCGGUAUCGUGGGAAGGACCCAAGAGGACCCAAGGCUUGAGAAUGAAGUCAAUUCCCGCUGCAACAUCACAUCGCCCGCCCCGACCGCACUCCACCCACAUCCACAUUUUAUCCACAACCACAAGCCAUCGCUCAUUCACGGACCUCACCGGCACGGACUCUCCUUUGCACUCUCUCUGGUGCGCGGAGAUGCCGCUCACUGCUCCUAUGCUUAUCCAUAUCCAUUACCGUCGGUACCGUGUCACCUCUACAUGCCAGCCAAUACCAUAGCACCAGCUGCUUGCUGCUGCACCAAAGUCUACAUACUACCGUCGAUACAGUCUAGGUGGGACUGUUCAGGACAGGGAAUGCCUUCAAACAAUGCCCAGCAAAGCACCAAGCAUGCAGAAAAACGCAACAAGGCCCAUCCUAUCACCACAUUCCAUCAUACGCCUUCACCCUCACUACAUCAUUCCGACCUGACCAACAAGACCGGGUUCCGCACCCAACCAAAGUUGGUAUUCGACCCCUAG